This is a messenger RNA of Impatiens glandulifera, 2318 nucleotides long. Its product is annotated as pentatricopeptide repeat-containing protein At2g33760. The transcript is spliced from 2 exons. The record is from RefSeq and is a predicted model, not a curated record. Gene Ontology annotation, biological process: RNA modification. Lineage: Eukaryota; Viridiplantae; Streptophyta; Magnoliopsida; Ericales; Balsaminaceae. Gene Ontology annotation, molecular function: RNA binding; zinc ion binding; protein binding. The coding region runs from base 130 to 1872 and encodes 580 amino acids.
UUGGAGCUCUGUAACGCCUUCUGUAGCAUCAAAGCCAUUUCUUCAUCUCCGGUUGAACUUAGAAUCGUUUUCUGUGGAUGAUUUUGAUUUCUCGAAUUCUGAUAUUUUGUUCGUGAAUGGAAACUUCUCAUGGAAGCCAAGCUACCUUCCCGAAUUUACGAAGCUCUGGAAAGAGCAGGACCGCGUAUUAGGCAGCUGAAUCAAGUCCAUGCCCAACUCCUUGUCUCAGGUUCGAACCUCAAACUCUCUAUCCUCACAAAGUUCCUCAUCUUUGCCUGCAAUGCCGGCUCAAUUGGCUACACACGUAGAAUUCUAUACUCCAUAACCAACCCAGAUUCAUAUCUCUUCAGCUCCCUCAUCAAAUCAUGCUCCAAACAACACUUAUCUCUCGAUGCCCUUCUCUUCUACCGCCACAUGAUCACUUCUCUUGUUCCCCCAUCUAAUUACGCAUUCACUGCAGUCCUCAAAUCUUGCGCUGAAUUAUCCAAUUCGAAAACAGGAAGAAUCAUACACGGACAAACCGUCAUCUGUGGGUACUGCUUCGAUCGUUACGUACAAGCUGCUCUGAUAAGUCUUUAUUCGAAAUGCCGCGAUCUGCAUAUCGCACGGAAGGUGUUCGACGAAAUGCCAGAAAGAACUAUUGUUGCUUGGAAUUCUAUGAUCUCGGGAUACGAACAAAACGGGUUAGCCAAUGAGGCUAUUGAGUUGUUUUACCAUAUGCGAGAACUAGGAGUUGAGUUCGACACCGCCACAUUGGUUGCCGUACUCUCCGCUUGUUCUCAGAUCGGUGCAGUCGAGUUAGGGAUUUCCGUGCAUGAACUAAUCAACGAAAGGGGACUUAAACUGAACGUCGUCAUCGGAACCGCGUUGAUUAAUAUGUAUGCUGUUAGCGGAAAUUUAGCCAAAUCGAAGGAAGUUUUCGACGAAAUGAAGGAAAGAAACGUGGUUACUUGGACCGCAAUGAUUUCAUGUUACGCGAGGAAUGGUUAUGGAAGAGAAGCAGUCGAUCUCUUUAACCUAAUGAGAAUCGAAGGUCCGCCUCCCAAUCGGAUAACUUUCGUCGCCGUGUUAUCCGCCUGUGCUCACGCCGGUCUAGUUCAACAAGGCAGACAAGCACUUACGAUCAUGACAAGAGACUACGGAUUCGCACCGGAAACGGAGCAUCACGUCUCGAUGGUUGACAUGCUAGGUCGAGCCGGAUAUGUAAACGAAGGCUUUCAAUACAUCAAAGACAUGUAUCCGAUCGAGCCAUCGGCGGCUGUAUGGACCGCAUUACUUGGAGCUUGCAAGAUGCACAAGAAUUUGGACAUUGGAAUACAGGUUGCGGAUCAUCUAAUGGACGUUGAGCCGGAAAAUCCAGGUCAUUAUGUUCUUCUCUCGAACGUAUUUGCACUUGCUGGUCAGAUGGAUAAAGUGGAAAAGGUUAGAAACAAGAUGAUUAGGAAAGGUUUAAAGAAACAGGUCGGAUACAGCACGAUUGAAGUGGAUGGGAAGAUGUAUUUGUUUAGUAUGGGCGAUAAAUCUCACAGUGAGACUGGUUUGAUAUACGGUUUUCUUGACGAGUUGAUGACGAAGAUCGGAGGAUGCGGAUAUGUUGCUGUGCCAGAGACUGUUAUGCAUGAAUUGGAGGAGGAGGAAAGGGAGUAUGCAGUUCGGUAUCAUAGCGAGAAGCUAGCGGUUGCGUAUGGGAUGUUGAAAACAGUGGGCGGGACUGGUGUUAUUAGGAUUGUGAAGAACCUUAGGAUGUGUGAGGAUUGUCAUUUAGCGAUGAAGUUCAUCUCUGGUUUUUCUCAAAGGGAGAUUGUGGUUAGGGAUAAGUUUAGGUUCCACCAUUUUAAAUCUGGUUCUUGUUCUUGUGGAGAUUACUGGUAAAAGUGUAAAAGCAUUAUGUGCAACGGAUCACUCAGUUAGCUGCACUUUGAAAUGCAUUUGACAUGAUGAACCAUGGCCAUCUACAGGCACUGGUGUAUAAUAUUGUGGGUUUUUGCUCGUCAUAGUCAUAGUCAUACCACACAGGCCACUUUGAUGAUCAUGACUACUGGCCUAUACGGUACUCUUCUCUCCUUUGAUAUCUUCAUUUUUUGUUCCGUUACCAAUAUAUCUUUCUCCAUGAGCUAGCUAUAUGCAUUGUUUAUGCAAUCUUGACUAGGUUAGGCUUGUAUAUAUGAUAAGUUGCUUAGAAAUGUUCUCAAUCCUUGGAUUUUUGCUUUUGUCGUAGUUGCUUAAGCGACAUUUUUUAAUGUAUUUGUUCAGUAAAAGAAAGAAAGAUGAAAUAUUCUAGUCCUCUUUUCUGAUAAGAUGUUGACCUUGACUGUUUC